This is a messenger RNA of Anopheles bellator, 2419 nucleotides long. RefSeq names its product zinc finger protein ubi-d4 (gene d4). The record is from RefSeq and is a predicted model, not a curated record. Lineage: Eukaryota; Metazoa; Arthropoda; Insecta; Diptera; Culicidae. The transcript has a single exon. Gene Ontology annotation, biological process: nervous system development. Gene Ontology annotation, cellular component: nBAF complex. The coding region runs from base 7 to 1593 and encodes 528 amino acids.
ACAACAAUGGCGUCGUCGAACCAACUGGUCGUGAAUUUGAAUAACCUGGAGAAGAUCGAAGGUUUUCUCAACGAAGGCAAUCAGUACAAAGAAAUCAUCGAGAACAGCGAAUCGUUCAACACUCGGCUAUGCCUGGAGCGCCGCCUGCGGAUGCCGUUUCUCGACCCGCAAACGGGCGUCGCCCAGAACCACUGUGCGCUGUUCAUGCAAAGCCGCCACCGGAUUCCGGGUUUGAAGGACGGUCAAGUGUACAGCUAUCCGGCGGCCCGCUGGCGCAAAUCGCGUCGCCAGUAUCUGCUGCAAAAACCGCACCCACCGUUCCCAGCGUACACGCAUAGACCGUUCGGGCAUCUGCAGCCGGCCCCGCCACCUUCGAUUCUGGCCGCAAGCGUUGGUGGCAUUGGUGUUGGCGGUGCUGGUGGAGGUGGCGGCGGUCUUGGUGGUUCCGGAGGUGGCGGCAGUACGUAUGACUCGGAGAACUCCAACCUCGACCAGUCCAGCGCGGCCGAUGUGGCCGAGCUGAAGGACCACGAUUCGGAGAAGCCCGGCAAGGACUGGUACUACGACGAGAUGGAGAUGCACGACAUGGAGUCGUUCGAGGAUCACGAUCUGCCCGACUCGGACUGCGACUACGAGGAGAGCUUCAGCCAGCGGAAGAAGAAGAGCAAAAGUGGGCGCAGUGGCGGCGGUGGUGCGGGUGGCAACCGCAGCAAGUCUGGCUCGGCCCUGUCGGAUCCCAACAAUCGGCGCGGCGGCCGGGGCGGUGGCCGCGGCCGCGGACGCAAAUCGCAAGGUAUUGGGGGCGACUGUCCUAGCUUCAAGGAUAUGGUGGAAACACCGAAGAAGAACCGUGCUCAAAACCUACCCAACCUAACACCCCAAUCGAACAGCUCAUCCCCACUGACACUGCCCGGCGGAGGAGGAGGCGGAUCCGAUGAGCUUCAGAUGCCGGAAUUGGUACCGGAAGUGAAAAGCGAGCCCAAUGAACCGAUGGUGGACGGCUUGCCGCCGGUUGGUCCCCCGAAAAUGGGUGUCCGGCCCGGAGUCGGGCUCAAUCACGGCCCGCUGCCGGGAACGAACGCUCCAUCGGCCGUUCCCGUUCCGAUUGGCGGGCCGGGCGGAUUGGGUGUGCCUGCGCCAGGUGGACAUGUCGGGGUUCCGAUUCCGGCCACGGUCGGUCCCGGCGUUGGUCCACCAGGACCACCUGUCACCGGUGGCGGCGGUUUGGUGGAGAAAAGCCGGGCCGUUCCUUCGCCAUACUGCGACUUCUGCUUGGGGGACGCCCGCGAGAACAAGAAAACGCUCGAACCGGAAGAGCUGGUAUCGUGCUCGGACUGUGGCCGAUCCGGCCAUCCUUCCUGCCUGCAGUUUACGGCCAACAUGAUCAUCUCGGUGCGAAAGUACCGAUGGCAGUGCAUCGAGUGCAAGUACUGCACCAUUUGCGGCACGUCGGACAACGACGAUCAGUUGCUGUUUUGCGACGAUUGCGAUCGCGGCUACCAUAUGUACUGCCUGUCGCCUCCGCUCGUCUCGCCGCCCGAGGGCUCCUGGAGCUGCAAGCUGUGCAAGGCCGAGUUCCACAAACCGAAGUAAGGACGCACCGCGUGCGUGCGGUGGAUUUUUUCUAGCAUUUAACCCAUUAAAGACGAGCCGGCCGCCUCCAGACGCAGCACGGGGCCAGCGGACCAGCGGUAUUAAAACGAAGCGACAAUUUUAGUAUUAAGCGCAAAGCACCGACUACGGAUUGUAAAUCGCAAUUGCUCACCGAAACUCUCUUACCUAUUACUAUUACUCUCUUCUGUCCUAGCGCACGGGCACAGAAACGGUCCGGCCACACUUCGCGCGGUCGCGCACUCUCUUAGCACUUUGUGUGCAUAUGUAGAACUUUUAGCGUUUAACUUUAGAUCUGCUUGAUUCUAGCGUUUCUACCUCUCAUAUUUCCACUAUGGUUUAACAUUUUAACGAAUCCGUGCAACGUGGGCAUUUCUGAAUAAGGCUUUUAUUUUCAAUCUCGGUUAAGUUCAGUACUUAAGUUACACAGCUAGCGCCUAUGGUAAGGAGCAGAAAGGACACGCAACACUGUUUUAGAGCUCGUAUACCAACCCGACCCGGUCGGGUGCCCUCGUUCGAACGGAGCACUUGGGACAACCUCAGUGUUUCUCGCGGUCGAGAUUCGUUGGCGAAAGAUAUUAAACUAAGUUUGACUGUAAGUUAACAUUCAUUCGAAGGAUAGCUUCUUCGCUGCGGCAUCGAUGCACCACAUGACACAGGCGUUUGGAGCUAGCGUGAAGAACGGAUGCAGCUUAGAGCAGCAUUAUUAUGAAUCGUGAACAAGAAACCACUUUACCGUUGUGUAUUGUAUGCUUCCCUUCUACCUCUCCUAUCUGUGCAUCGGACAUUUAUAUAUAUAUGUUUUUAA